Messenger RNA from Pneumocystis jirovecii RU7, 2046 nucleotides. RefSeq lists its product as uncharacterized. Gene Ontology annotation, molecular function: protein binding. Gene Ontology annotation, biological process: Golgi to plasma membrane transport. Gene Ontology annotation, cellular component: exomer complex. The transcript is spliced from 12 exons. The record is from RefSeq and is a predicted model, not a curated record. The coding region runs from base 1 to 2046 and encodes 681 amino acids. Lineage: Eukaryota; Fungi; Ascomycota; Pneumocystomycetes; Pneumocystales; Pneumocystaceae.
AUGACUGAAUUUUUAAAAAAUGUUCCAGAAUUUAUGGAAUCAGAACUGGGUGAAUCUAUAGCUUCUAGGACAGAAUCUUUAGCAAACUUCAGGGAGCUUGGCCCUCCAAAUCUCGUACAUCUUAUAAAACAUCAACCACAAUUAGGAAACAAAGAUAUUAGCACUUAUCAUUAUGUUUUGGGAGUCGAUGCAUCUUCAUCAGCAUCUUUAGCAGCAUAUCUUAACAAUUUAACAUAUUCUGUUGACAAAGAACAAGCGUGGUUCCGAAAAAAUCAGCCAUGGGAAAUACAUACUGGUCUUUUUUGUAUAUAUAAUGCUUUUUCACGACUCGAUAUUCAUGUUGAAAUGAAAAUUCCAGGAGGAAUCGAAAGCAUUGCUAUUGACGAGCAUGGGAAUAAAAAAGAAGUAACACCUGAAAUGUGGACUGAAACAUUCCUUUGUGAAGUAUUACGAUGGCUUCAGUUUUCAGACAAUUAUACAUACCAACCCUCAGGAUUCCGAAAAUUAAAUCCAAUAAUAUCUACAGAAUUCGAGGAAAAAUUUUUAGAUGCAUGUUCUCAAUUAUUUUUAAAAGGUUGGAAAUUAGGCUGUAGUUCAGAAACACAAGUUCCUGAUAUUAUUAAUAAUAAUCUUACAAAUGGUAUACUAAAAUAUCUAAACAUGACUGGACGUUAUGCAGUCGGAAUUAAUCAUUUUGAAAAACUUCGUUAUAAAAACUCGGAAAUUAUACCCUUUUUAGCAAAAUUAUACUUUUUAAUGGAUGAAGAAUUUAUUGCUAUUAAUCUUUUAAAUGAAAGUUUAAAAUUAAAUCCUGUUAAUUAUUCAUCUCUUGUUAUUCAAGCAGAAUAUCUUAUGAAAAAAAAUUCUUACGAUUUAGCUCUUCAAUGUGCAAAAAAAGCUGUUAACUAUGCACCUUCUGAAUUCAUUACAUGGGAAAUUCUUACUCAAGUAUAUAUAUCUCUUGAAGAUUACAAAAUGGCUUUGUUAACUUUAAAUUCAUGUCCAAUAUAUACUUAUUAUGAAAAAGAUAGUUAUAGAAUGCCGGAGCCAAUUAAAGCUCAUUUUCCAGUUCCUAUAGAUAUAAACGACUAUGAAUUAACUCCAAAUGAAACAUAUAAAAAUAACAAUACAAUUGAUCCAGUUUUAUUAAGACUACCAUCACCAUCUCUUAGAGGAACUUUUUCGCGUGCAUAUGAUCUUCUUAUAAAAAUAGUAACAAAAAUAGGAUGGGAUCGACUCUUAAAAUUUCGAUCGUUAGUAUUUAUUAUGAAAGAAGAAUAUAAAUUACAUAAAGAAAAUCAUGAUAAUACAACAUCAAAUCAAUCAGCAUCUAUAACUGCUUUCAGCAAUUACAAAAAUAAUAGUCUUAAAAAAACUCACAAGGCUGAAGAUUCAGAAUUUAAUAGCAUAUCCAAAAAUUGCAAAAAACAAUUGAAUACAGAAACUGAAAUCUUAAUGCAAAAAAAAAACUCCAUAGACAAUCACAUUUCAAACGAAAAGUGUUAUAGAAAUAAAAAAAAUAAUAGCCUUUUAUUUUAUGGAAAAAGACUAUGUGAGCGUUGGCUAGAUAAUCUUUUUAUGGUUCUUUAUGAAGAUUUACGAGUAUAUACUAUAUGGAGAGCAGAAAUCUCUCAUUUUAAUGCCCAAAAAGCACAAUGCAAGAAAACAGCAGCAGAAUGGGAAAUUCUAGGUAAUCUUGCAUGGAGAUUACAAUAUAAAGAAGAAUCAUUAGAAGCAUUUAGAAAUUGUCUUAAAUUAAAAUUUUCAAUAAAAGCAUGGGACAAGAGUUUAUUAUUCUAUAAAGAACAAGGAAAUCAUGAAGAAGUAUUAUUAGCAAUUGUAAAAUUAAAUGCAUGGAAUUGCAGAUGGUAUUCUGAAUUUUCUCCUGAUUUACUAAGACAUUUGCAAAAUAUGAUCGCAUGUGAUGGCAUUACAAAAAUUCGUAAUAUGCUUUCUUCUAUAGCUGCUCCUAAAACAUAUAUUGAGCUUAUGGACCGUUAUUUUGUAUUUAUUGAAAAAUUUAAACUUCUUGGAUAUUCAGAAUGA